This is a messenger RNA of Ectocarpus sp. CCAP 1310/34, 5849 nucleotides long. Lineage: Eukaryota; Phaeophyceae; Ectocarpales; Ectocarpaceae. The record is from the annotation of a GenBank genome assembly.
AUGAACCGGUCGCCUCGGUGGUCUACUACCCUCGCAGCCUGCUAAGGUCCAGGUCACGGGUUCGAGUCCGGGCAGGAAAAUGGUCAUCCACCGCAGCUGCUGUGCGGCUUGGGAGCUGAGUGGAUGGGUCAAAAGCUGCCUCGCCGUCCCUGCUGUGGUUCUUUCAAAGGCCAAGAAGGCCAGGAGCAGCAACGGCAUCACGAUCUUGGCUCUCUUGAUGCUCCUGGCGAACGGAUCGGCCCAAUCCAAUACUUCUUGCGUCCAGGUUGUGGAUAGCAGCGCUGCUGAUGCUUCUCCCUACCCUGAGGACGAGCCGUCAUUGACGUUUACUAUGGAAGGAGCAACAACCUUGAGGACGAACAUCGUUAACGUUGUCAUCGUGGUCGACGGCUCUGGAAGCAUCGUGUCGUCCGAUUGGAUCCUUGAACAGCAGUUCGCAAAAGACACCGUAGCUGCCUUCGCUAGAAGGAAUAUCUUCGACAACGGUGGAACGGCCUCCUACGUGCAGUUCAGCACUUCCACUUACGAUGAAGGGACCUUCACCUCCACGGAAAGUUUCGACGAGCACGUUGAUUCCGUCAUCCAGUGGGGAGGGGACACAGACAUCGCGGACGGCAUCAUUGCAGGCAGGGCGCUACUGAACGAGAAUCCUGCGUCGUUUUCCUUCAUGGUUCUGAUCACGGACGGCGAGAGUUAUACCGACCCGUCGACAGCGGCCCAGGAAACGAGGGCGGACAACACAACCACUAUAUUCGCCGUGGGAGUAGGUUCACAGAUCUCGACUGAAACCCUUUUAGACAUUGCAGGAGAGGAAUCCAACGUGUUCAGUGUCACAAACUUCAGCUCACUUGAAGCCGCCGUGGAGGACAUCGAAGUCAUCGCCGACCAAACAGUCUUGUCUUGUCCUGCCACCAACGUUAGCAUCACCGUCGAGUUUGAUGUUCCUGUUCUUUCGGUGGUCUCGUCAGACGCGGCAAUCACCGGCAACAGGGUUACCUUUGCCGCAGACAACCUGGAGAACAACCCCACCCAGUUCGCGGUUGGGUUGUUGGAUUGCGGCUUGGUCAUCUCGGUGGACUAUGAGGACGAACAGGAAAACGUUCCCGACUUGUCCAUCCUGCCCGACCCGACCUGUCCGGCUGAGGGCUCCCGCUCUGGAGUACGGGCUGCCCACUUUGCGACGUUUGUCGUCGUGUCUACGGUGAUUGCCUCAAUAAUCGCUAACUUGAUCGGGGGCGAUACAAACUCUUCGUCAACGGAAACCGCCAAAAUUCCCGUCGAUCCAAAGCCGUCAUCAUCAUCAAGAAACCAGGGGGAACAGGGAUCAGUUGUCACUGAUGUCCCGGAUAGACAACUGGCGGACAAUGCUGCUUCGGCAAGCCUCGGUGACGCACGUGCCCAAGACAGUAGCGAGGGGGGAGCAGAAGUUGUCACUGGUGCCGCGAAUAUAAAACUGGUGGACAAUACUACUUCGGCCGGGUUUGGCGACGCUCCUGCCCAAGACAGUAACGAGAGGGGAGCAGUUGAUGGCACGUAUGGACGGCCUGCGGAAGAUGCUGCUGCAGUAGGGCUGGAGGGCGCUACUGCUGUCGGAAGGAACGAGCAGACGGUACUACUGGCUGCGGGGAUCCUCGCGAGCGUCCGCAGACCCUCGUCGGCCUUGGUUGUUCUGCUAAUCGUCCAGAUCCAGUUUCUCGCUAUCCUUUCUCUCGUUGACUCGGUGGGUUCAGAAAGGUCGUGGCUGUCCGACUUCCUCGAGUUCCUGAGGUGGAUCAAUCUCUGGCUCCGGAUUGGGGCAGACUCUGAUGAUACUUAUGCCGAGAAGAACAACGACAUCGACGAGGAAGGUUUCCUCGGGAACCUGGUGUUGUUUUUGUGCUUGUUUUUCCUAAUCCUGGUGGUUCAUCUCCUGCUCGUGUCUGCGAUCGAGGCGUGGUGGCUACAGAGAAAGAAACGUGACGACCUACAGGAGGUUCGUGCUGCAUUCGAAGAAGGCGGCGUUCAGCAAGCCGCCUUGGCGGAUGGGCCGCCGCCUCAAAGGCCUCCUCCGAGCUACGAGCAGGUGGCGAUCAAACCGGACGGUCAAGCCGCUUCAGUGGAUGGGCCGCUGCCUCAAGGGCCUCCUCCGAGCUACGACAAGGUGGCGACGAAACCGGACGGUGCUGCUGACGACGUCAACGUGGGCGCGGAAGGCACACGUUCUGCCGGGGGAGAAGAGGCUGGAGAUGAUGGACUAGGGCCGGUAGCCAAGUGCCGGGAUCGGUCCAAGUCGCUCUGGAUUCACUUCCCUCACGUUGAGCUGUUGUUCAUCCUGUACGCGUUCCAGGGGGCCCUGGCGGCGCAGGUUGACGUUCUGCGGCACGGCAGCGGCGCCCUCGUACCCGUGGCAGCAAUCGCCUUGGUCGUGUACCCGGUCUUGGUGCUGUGGGUGAUGGUUCGAGUCGUUUUCGCUCGAGUUUUCCCUCCCACCGCCACGGGGUUGGCCUUCGCUGUGACACAGAAGGACUCCUACUACACCACCAAUGGCCAGAGGGGCUGCCGAGGCUUCUUCUGGAGAGUUCGUAAAGGUUUGGAGGAGGAUCACAGUGCGUUCGCGUGGGCCAAGAAGGGAGCGUGGAGGACUGUCGAGAAUGAAGACGCGAAGGAGCAGAGGCUGAGGAACUGGUUCCGCAUUGGCUUCGAGCCGCUGUUUGUGGACUAUACCAAGGCUGGGUCCUGGUUUGCAUUGUACGCUCUGAUGGAGGCAGCUGUGAUAGCGUGCGUCGGAGUGCUGAUCGACAGCAGCCAGGUGCAACUGCUGAUUUUCCUGGGGUUGAACGUGGUGCAGUUCGUUCUUGUGGCGCACCUCACGCCUUUUGCCAACAGGGUGGUCGAGUCCAUGGCGGCGUGCCGGGUUGGUGUCAACGCCUUCUGCAUGGUCUUGCUUGUAGGCGCGGAGGCGGAAGGCGACAGCGUGCACGCGGAGAGGAUGGAGACGGCCGUCGGGUGCUUCGAGCUUAUACUGCUGAUCGCUCUCGCGAUUCCGGUGUAUGUGGACACCGGGAUGGUUUUCGGUGCAGCGAUUUACUCAAGAAUAAGAAAGAUCGCCGCCAACCGUGCCGCGCGGAACGACCAAACACAGACAACCGGAGUCACCCGGCCGUGCAUUCCCGAAGGUUGGGGGGCGACAUGGUGUAAAAUGAUCGCUCGCAACGCGGCCGCCUAUGCAGGAGACGUGACCAACGGCCUUCGUCGCAAGCCCCACUCUGCAUGAAAAGUCAUCCAGCUGGGUCUGAACUUGAAUGGGCUCUUGCGCGCCGACAGCAACCCACGAUGUCGUGCUAUGUGCCUCGAAGCAAUUCGCGCCCCACUCAAUCAUAAUCUCUUUCACGGAUGACAACCUAUCGUCGACAACAGCACGAAUUGCAGAAUUGCUGUGCCAAAGUACAGUUCACCACUGUAGGCUGGUCAAGCGUGUAUUUCAGAAGCGGCAAUACACCGGCGGACAAUUUUUUUUGUACUGAUUGCGUGGAGAAAGAAGAGGCAGGGGAGUGUGUUCAUGACCAUCAUUUCUGCUUGGGGUGAGAUUUAGAGGCGAGUACAAAUAUUGUGCCGCUCUUGUUCGGUUUUUUGUUUUUCUACUGGACACAAUGUCGGCAGGCAAGGUUGGACCGGUUUGAGAGGUUACCCUUGUUUGGGGGAGCUUGGCAGAGUACUGAUGUACGCCUCCACCUGGGGCUACGUGUUGACUGUCGUGGGUAUGGUGGACGUGACGAGCGAGGUUCUUCCUGCCUCGCUCAUGCCUCUCGCUCGACGUCGAAGACAGUCAAGUCACUCCUGUUCUUUGCAAGACGCUGUCCACAAGAGCCCGUGAGCGUGGUUAUGUGAAAAACAAGGCACACACGCCGAUACCCCCGCACACGAUAUCGCGUUGGAGGGGGAAUGCGUCACGUUCAUCGCGGCAAUACAAGUAGAGUUCGGGCCCAUUCGGAAUGGCUUCUCGUGUUUGGGUUGUUUGUGUUUCCACGACUCACCUGGGGUGUCGGAGAUGUUUGACUUGCAACAAUACUUUCGUUGUGAGAAUGACAAUGACUGAGGAUUCGUGUUGUGCUGUGGCGCAGUUGCUGCGGGAAGGAGCGAAUCACUGGGGUUCGAGACCUGUUCUCUUGCGAUUCAGAUGAGGAUUAAGUAGUGUGGACGGAUUCAAUUUCAUGUUACAAGGAAGAUGGAACAGACGGGAGGCUGUUUGACGAACGAUCUACGCUUGUUCAGUUGUUUUCGUGUUGUUGGAGAAACGGUAGCACACCGGUAGAGGCAAUCCUCUGCCACUUUGCACACAUAGUAUGUUCUUGACUCUUGUUCGUUUCACUGUAGAAUUCACUUCUUUUCUCGGCGUCUUGUAGGAAGGAUUUGCUUGACACAUUUUGAUGUUUGGGCAUGGUUGAUCACUAAGCGCUUUCGACUUGAUUUGAGUGGUCAAUGAGCUGAAGCUUUGGUUUACGUAAGGAUGGAUUCCUUUUUCCGUACUAAAUUAUAGUUGACACAGCUAGCCUCCAGGAAGCAUGUCCGGCGAUAUGUGUUGUUGCCAUUGUCCGUGAGAAGAUCUCCACACUGAUAUCCCAUCCAGCUCGUGGCCGUCUUCGAUACCGGGGGGCAGUCUUUUUUUUUCCAAGGGUACUGUAACUCUUUGCAUUCGACUGUUAAAGAAGGACUUUUGUUGACCGUAAUUUCUUCGAGAGGGUUGAUUAUAGUUGACCUUCGUCAAAUUGGUGGAUUACAGAGGAGUAAAUGGUAGUCUGGCAUCUGAACAUUCGAUAGAUUCGGGACAUCGGGGAUGAUUUGUGAACAACGAUGGACGGCUUUUGGACUCAGUUUUUUUUAUUGGUUGUUCCUGGCUAUUCAUGAGAAGGGUUUCGUAGAUCGUACUUCUAUCUCGUAUCGAGUUGUAGGGCUUUUCGGGUACUCGGCGGAGUACUGAUCUAUGGGACUUCAAUCUUUGGACUCGACAAUUUUAUUUUAUUGGCCGUUUUGCCUGACAAUUCAUGGGUGGUAGCGUUUCGGAGAUCGUUCUGCUAUCUCGCAGCAAGUUGUGGGCUUGUUCGGGUGCACGUGAUACAUACGUUGUAACACGCGCCCACACGCAAUAACCGCGAUUCGUCCGAGUGAUGGAUGGGGCCGCCACAACGACAUUGUUACAUGGCGAAGCCAUAGUGCUGUCAGGCAUCGCAAUAACAUCCUAGAGCACGCCACCGUAGGGUGCAACCAACAGCCUGUACGGGGAGUUCACACAAGCAGCGGGUGAUCGGUAUUUUCUCUGUGUUACGAUAUCUUCUGGUGUCGUGGCGGACUGUUCUGCGCUAUGCAUAUGGUAUGGUGGGGCAUAUUUGGCGAGUUGGGGUUCCUAUCAAUCGAAACCGAUCGAUAGUCUACCGGAACCGGCAAAUCGGGCACAACAUUUUCGCGAUUCGAAAUACUUUGCCGGUGGUUGCUUGUGAACUAAAUCGAUUGUCAGCUGUGUACCGCGUCAGUUGGACGACGGAUAGAAGGUACUGAGCGGAUACCCGAACGGUUUUCAAUGUGAAGACAGCAACAAUUUCUACAACGUGUACUAUAGGGGGGUUCACGUGCAUCUGCUUGCGCCCUAGCCAUGUGCGCUCCUCGUGGGCGCUUGCCUCGCCUGCUGUACUGCGUACCACCUGCGGUACGGCAGGGAGAGCAUGGUAAUCAGCGCACUCUCAGGUGGGGGUGGUAGGCCUAGACCGGGCUCUAGUCGGCGCAGGACUAGCCAGAAACAAACGUUCUCGACGAGAGAAAGAAGUAGACUCACUCGGAGUCCACAGCAAAGGCGGGGGGGUGCAGUGAGGAAGAGG